UGUCAUCCACUCAUGGUUUGAACCGAUCGCCGAACUCAGUGGUUCAUGGACGCGUGUAAUGGGCGGUGCUCUAUACGCAACACACUUCAUAGUCUCAAGUUGAAUACGUCAGAGGCGGUACAGACCUUUUGUAAAUCGGUUUUGUCAAACUCAGAGCAACUUUUUCGACUUCUGUACAACGGGAGAGAUAAACUGACUCUUCCUUUUGAAGAAAACACACCAAGUGAUAUUUAAGUUCCGUUGCUAUUCAUCAGCAUUACUCGCCGCUACGGGAGAAGAUGUUCUUCUAGACUUGGGAUUUUUAUGUAUGGUUUUAUGUCGGCUUGCCAAAUAAUGGCGGGAAGGAGCUUGUUACUUUUGCUGUUUGUAUCGUCUGCAUUGAUGUUUAACGUUGAUGGGUUGAUAUCAACAAGUUAUGCUUCACAUCGUACGUCUCAUAGAUGCAGUGACGCAGAGGUUUACUUAAUGCAGGACUGGGACUUAUACGCGUCUUGUUGCGACCAGCAUUAUCCCAACGAAACCUGUCCCAUAGCUUGUCCGUGCCGAAACGGUGCCGAAUGUUUCCCGAGUAACCGAACCUGCGGCUGCAAGCCGGGCUGGGUUGGGGUACGAUGUCAAAGGUCAUGCAGAGAGAAGAACAACAUCACGUACGGCCAGGACUGCAAGCGGAGAUGUCGCUGCGGACCGGACGCUUCGUGCGAUCCGGUAACCGGAUUGUGCGAAUGCAUUGAUUCCACCAACUGCACGUCCCGCUGUCCAGUGAAUCGGUACGGUCCAAAGUGUAGAUGGAAAUGCCGCUGUAGAGGAGGGUGCGAUCACAUGACAGGGUCAUGUGACAAUGCAGACGAAUCAUACCGGACCUGUGAUUGUUUGAAUGGCGGGUCAUGUCAGGCGAGGAGCCAGUCCUGCCGAUGCCAGCCCGGUUGGACGGGCGGUCGGUGCGAAGAGCCGUGCCUGUCGGGGUUCUACGGCGAGGAGUGUGCCCUAUCGUGCGGAUGCGGAGACAACUCGACCUGCAGCGUAAUGACUGGUCUUUGUAGCUGUGCCGGUGAAAACAAGUACUCCUGUUCCGGUAGAUGCCCACCCGGAGUGUACGGACCACGCUGUUCCUACCAAUGCAACUGCCCGUCAAGGUUAACGUGUAACCAGCUGACGGGAGACUGCCAGUGCACGGACCGGAACGACUGCCAAGAAAUCCUACACGGAACGACCACACAAGAGCCAAACAAGAUCAACAAUGAAGUAACCACAGCUGAAACGACGCCCACACCGGCCAACACAACUACCGAAGCAAUACCGUCUACAUUCCCCACUGGGCCGCCUACAUCUACCCGUCACACCGCCCGGAAAACAGUACCAACAGCCAGUCCAGAUACCCAGACGGACGGCAUAAAGUCCGAGGUGGACGGUACCUCGUCAGCGGGUGCCGCUGAGGAGUCGCCCCAGAGAAAUGACGGUUCGCCCGGUAGCGGGGAUAUUGGCUUCUACCCGUCAGCUCCGUUUUGGGGUGUGGUCAGUGCCAUUGCCGUUCUACUCCUGAUUGUGGUAGUGCUGUUGAUUCUGAUACUGCGUCGACAGAUGACUUCAAAGUCUCCACUCACCCGACGCACGAAGAUCGGCAGACAAGACAAUGUGUACGAAACCGUAGAGGAAUUUUGUAAAGGAACCCCAGAACCCGAAGCUAAAUUGGCACCACCCCCACUACCAGACAUGUUCCAGCGAGGAGGUCCCGCACGGUCCAGCUUACGAAGCUUCCACCACCGACCGAUCUCGGUUCAUUCCCCGUUGGCAUCGCUGGACGCCCCACUGCCGGCCAGCGUGGCGGCCCUGGUGUGCAACUACGGUGGUCCGCCUCCGGUACCGGGCGGCACCUCGCGGAGGAGUCUCAUGGCCGAGUGGCGACCGUACAGCCGACCAGAGCGCCUCGCGCACGAGAACAGAGCAAAGAGCAGGUCGCACUCCAGUCUGACGGACCUACCACACCAGACCGACCCAGUGGGUGGUUACAACGCCAUCUUUGUGGAGGACGACUACGCCGAUCCCUUCGAUACGAUCUUACCGAGUUUAGACGUGUCGAACCAAUCCUCAGGAUAUUUUGCGUCUGCCCGCGAAGGCAGUAGCCCGAUGACAUCACAGAACAGCUCUCCCGUAACUCUUAGAAAAGGGGGUUCUCGUUCUCCGAUGACCACACAGCGCUGCAGCUCCCCCAUGACCAGCAGGGAAUCACCAGUUCCCUUUGAAAGAAGUUCUUCUCCGAUGGAGUUCCAAGAGAGAAGCGGUUCUCCAAUGCCCGUCAAGCAACGGCACAGCGACUACAACAUGAACAGUUUCCGAAGCAUCUCCCCAGCGACGGUGACUAAAGACCGGUCUUAUUCCGCAGCUAUGUCAAACCAAAGAACCGGUAGCCCCGUUACGGAUCCGUUUUACUUCACCCUGGAGCAGCAUAGCCCGGCCGGGUCACCAGCGGGUAUCAUCGGCCCGGAAGACGACUAUGACGAAGUAGACCCGCAAUCACCACCCAUUAACUCUCCUAGUAGAGGGGUCUUAGUUGCAGAUAUAGCCGGCUCCCCGAGCGAGCGUUCGAGCCAUGGUUCGAGUACAUCUUCUCGAAGCUCCUCUAGAGCAUCCCUCGGUGCAAACUCUCCAACACUCUCGUCUCCCUACGGUACAAGUCCCCGCGAUGUUGAAAUGUACGACGCCUUGGAUAAUACAAUAGAAAAGACAAGACCGCGUUUACCAAAGCAGCAGCGACCGCUAUCCAGUAAUGUCUACGAGUCGUGCGGUCCGCGGCUACCGCCACUACUACCGGCCGACGAUCACGCCGUCUACUCCAAGCUCAACAGGAACCCCUCACAGCGUAGCGAGCACCGUGGAUCGCUGCAGCGCCGACCACAAGAGGAGAGUCCCUACGGAAGACUGGAGCGGAGCUACUCGGCCAGGAACGCCGCUCGCACUCCCGGCGUGGACGAGUUGCAGGGUCGGGUCCCUCAGCGGAGUCGCUCGGCCAUGGUGAAGGGCAACCAGGGUACCCGAUCGACAGAGUGUGUUGCUGGGGAGUGGGUACCAGCAGAGCCGGCAGGACACCGACCACUGCUUCCGCAAAGAACCACCAAGUCGCCCCUCGUAACAGAACCUCGGAAAAAGUUUCGGUUUAGUCUAAAGGGAAAGAAACAGUUGACCAAGAAAUCGUCCACAGAUGAUUUAGACCAAGCGGUCGAGGCCCCGUCUUCAACAUUGCCACCCUCCUGCUAAUUACAGGGACUAUGUUAGUCUGGUCAAGCGCAAGUUCAAAUAAUUGCCAAAUCGAACAAGGAAACUUUGAGAUGAAAUAAUGCAUUCAAGAUGCACCCUAUCCUAUGGAAAAAGGGACACACACGUUGUACAUGUGCAAGAGAAACAGCAAUGAGCAAGUUCUCGCAAGGGAUAGUAGUUGAUUAUUAUAGAACAUUUUUGGGCAAAUUUGUCUUGUACCGGCCACAGGGCGUAUUGCAUACUAUACAGGAUUGACAAGUGGUUGGGUCGCUGCUCAGACUUGCCCCAUCCAUGUAACAGCAAUGUAUAAUCUAACUAUAUACUGUUUGGCAAUAAUUUUUUAUCGAGUUGUUUCAUCUCCUGAAUCCCCUUAAAGGCAGUGGACACUAUUGAUAGUUACUCAAAAUAUUUAUUAGCAUAAUACCUUACUUGGUAAUGAGU
Messenger RNA from Asterias rubens (European starfish), 3693 nucleotides. RefSeq lists its product as uncharacterized. The coding region runs from base 304 to 3252 and encodes 982 amino acids. The transcript is spliced from 9 exons. NCBI's taxonomy places the organism in Eukaryota, Metazoa, Echinodermata, Asteroidea, Forcipulatida, Asteriidae. Gene Ontology annotation, molecular function: scavenger receptor activity. The record is from RefSeq and is a predicted model, not a curated record.